This is a messenger RNA of Armigeres subalbatus, 16303 nucleotides long. Its product is annotated as twitchin-like. Gene Ontology annotation, biological process: protein phosphorylation. Gene Ontology annotation, molecular function: protein binding; protein kinase activity; ATP binding. The transcript has 7 exons. The annotation marks the transcript as partial. NCBI's taxonomy places the organism in Eukaryota, Metazoa, Arthropoda, Insecta, Diptera, Culicidae. The record is from RefSeq and is a predicted model, not a curated record.
AACGUAAACAGAUCCUCCAGAAGCACCAGGCAAACCGGCCGUCGAUGACUACGGCGUGGACUUUGUCGAACUCAAGUGGGCGGCUCCGGAGAAGGACGGCGGACGGCCCAUCACGCACUACAUUAUCGAGUGCAAGAACAAGUUCAUGACGGACUGGGGCGAGUGUGCGAAAACCUCUACUCCCGACACCGUCUUCAAGGUUCACGGCCUGAAGGAGAAGGUGGUCUACCAGUUCCGUGUCCGCGCGGUCAACAAGGGUGGCACUUCCAAGCCUUCCGAGCCAAGCGAGAACCACACCGUCAAACACAAGAACCUGAAACCUCGCAUCGAUCGAACCAACCUGAAGAACCUCACCAUCAAGGCGGGCAAGUCUAUGAGCUGGGAGGCAGACGUCAAGGGUGAGCCCGAACCGGAGAUCAUCUGGAGCUGGCGUGAUAACAUUCCGCUUACUGUGAGCGAGAACAUCAAGGUGGAGUCGGCCAACUACCACACCAAGUUCUCGAUCAAGGAAGCAAAGCGUGCCGACACUGGCAAGUACAAAGUUUUGGCUCAGAACGCCUCCGGUAAGGAUGAGGUAGAGAUAGAGCUGGUGGUCUUGGGUGCUCCUGGCAAGUGCCAGGGCAAGCUCGAGAUUUCCAACGUUACCAAGAAGGGUCUGAAGCUGAAAUGGAAGAAACCGCUGGACGACGGUGGUUGCCCAAUCAAGGAGUACAAGAUCGAGAAGUUGAAGAACCGCAAUGGCAAGUGGGUGCGCUGCGGUACGGUCAAGGGUGGACCGGAAAUUCUCGAAGCCGAUAUUACCGGUCUGGAUGAGGGAGCCACGUACAAGUUCCGUGUGUUCGGUGUGAACGACGAAGGUGAAUCCGAACCACUGGAAUCGGACGAGGUCGUUGCCAAGAAUCCAUUCGACGAACCAUGGAAACCGGGUCAACCGGAGAUUGUGGACUUCGAUAACAAAUCCGUGAAGCUGAAGUGGGCACCUCCGAAGUCCGAUGGUGGUGCUCCAAUUGUUCAAUACAUCGUUCAGAAGAAGGAACGCUUCAAGGAUUGGGAGGAUGUCAAGGAAGUUCCCGGACAUGAGACAACGGCUACGGUUGAGGAUUUGAAGGAGAACACCGAGCUCCAGUUCCGUAUCGUUGCGGUCAACAAGGCUGGACGUUCUCCCGAAUCGGAUCCAACGGCCACCCACAAGGUCAAGCACCGUUCGUUGAAACCACGUAUCGAUCGCACAAACUUGAAACCGAUUGUGGUCCGUGGAGGCAAGAUGGUUCACUACGACGUCAAUGUGAAAGGUGAGCCAGAGCCUGAGAUCACUUGGGUGCUCAAGGAGAAGCCAAUCCUUGGUGACGACCAUUACGAAAUCAUCAACAAGGACUACAACACCAAGUUCACCAUCAAGGACAGCAUGCGUAAGCAUAGUGGCGUGUACGAGAUCAUCGCGAAGAACGAGCACGGUAUGGACAAGGAGAAGGUCGAAAUCACAGUACUUUCCAGUCCGGGUAGACCGAAGGGACCUCUGGAGGUGAAGAACGUCACCAAGGACGGAUGCAAACUCAAGUGGAAGAAACCGGACGACGACGGUGGCAAACCAAUCACCGCGUAUCAGUUGGAGAAGUUCGAUCAAAAGGUUGGUCGCUGGGUCCCGAUCGGAAAGGCUCCGGGAGAUGCCGAAGAGUUUGAUGUGACCGGACUGCAGGAAGGACAGCACUACAAGUUCCGCGUCAAGGCCAUCAACGAUGAAGGCGAAUCCGAGCCGCUGGAAACUGAGGAAUACACGGUGGCGAAGAAUCCGUUCGAUAAGCCGAAAGCUCCCACCGAUGUGGUUAUCAACGAUUGGGAUAACUCCAGUGUUGUGCUUCAAUGGAAACGCCCUAUCUCGGAUGGCGGUGCUCCCAUCAGUGGAUACUUCAUUGAGAAGAAGGAGCGUGGUGAUACCAAAUGGGAGCCGGCUCUGACGACUUACAGUCCGGAGUGUCAAGCCAAGGUUACUGAUCUGCCGGAGAAGCGUACUUAUCAGUUCCGCGUCAGUGCCAUCAAUAAGGCUGGUACUGGUGAGGCGUCUGAUCCAACUGGUUUCCAUACUGUAAAGCACCGUUACCUGCGCCCACGCAUCGAUCGUACGAACCUCACGCCAAUCACCGUCAAGGCUGGAUUGUCGGUACAGUUCGACAUCGACAUCGAGGGUGAGCCUGCCCCGACCGUCAAAUGGUUCCACGGAGACAAGGAAGUCGUCACCGAUGCGGAUUACAAGAUCGACAACAUCGAUUACAAUACCAAAUUUUUCAUUGUACGCGGUCGCCGAAAUCUGACUGGCAAGUAUACGAUAGUGGCCACCAACUCGCAGGGUGAGGACCGUGCUGAAGUGGAGAUUACAAUUCUUAGCAAACCGGGAACACCCGAAGGGCCACUGGAAGCCACGGACGUUCACAAGCAUGGCUGCAAGCUCAAGUGGAAGCCUCCACUGGACGACGGUGGUAUGCCGAUCGAGGGCUACGAAAUCGAGAAGCUGGACCCACUGACGGGACAAUGGAUUCCUUGUGGCCAGAGCAGUACCCCGGAGGCAAACAUUUCCGGCUUGCAGGAAGGCAAGCAGUACAAGUUCCGGGUUAAAGCGUUCAACAAAGAAGGUGACAGUGAGCCUCUGGAGAUGGAGACCGUGGUGAUUGCCAAGGAUCCAUUCAGCGAGCCAAGUAAGCCGGGCCGUCCUACGCCUACUGACUGGGGUAAAGACUUUGUCGAUUUGGAGUGGACCAAACCGAAGUCAGAUGGUGGCGCUCCGAUCACGGAGUACAUCAUCCAAAAGCGUGACAAGUCGAGCCGUAAGUGGCAGGACGCAGCUACCGUUAGCGGUGAUCGAACUCGUGGCACUGUUGAAGAUGUUGAAGAGGGCCACGAGUACGAGUUCCGGGUGGUUGCAGUCAACAAAGCUGGACCCUCAGAACCGAGCGAUAUCUCCGAUAGCGUGGUUGCUAAGCCGCGCAACUUGGCUCCAAGAAUCGAUCGCAAGAAUCUGGACAAGAAGCUCCUCCGCAGCGGCCAGCUUCUGAACGUGGAAGCGGACGUCACUGGUGAACCAGCACCAACGAUCACGUGGGAGCUCAAGGGCAAGCCCAUCACCGGAAAGGAGGAAGAACGCAUCCGGCUAGAUAACGAAGACUACAAGACUAACUUGAUUAUUAGAAACUUGAAACGUUCCGAUUCAGGCAUUUAUAAAGUUACUGCUAAGAACAAAAAUGGCACAGACACUGUUGAGAUGGAAUUGGUGGUGCUGGCAAAACCUUCGAAGUGUACGGGCCCACUGAAGGUGUCGGAUGUCACGGCAGAGACCUGCAAACUGUCUUGGCUGCCACCUGAAGAUGAUGGCGGUGAGCCAAUCCAGGCCUACAUCGUCGAACGCAUGGAUGUCGACAGUGGCCGGUGGAUCCAGGUUUGUGAGUCUCGAUUCCCUGAGGCAGAUGUUAGCGGACUGCAAGAAGGCAAGGACUACAUGUUCCGCGUGAAGGCUGUCAACAGCGAGGGUGAAUCCGAACCAUUGGAAACCGAUACCAGCACCCGUGCUAAGAAUCCGUAUGACCCACCAAGCGCCCCUGGAAAACCAAAGGCCACCGAUUGGUCAAGAAAGCACGUCCUUCUGGAAUGGGCUGAACCAGAAAGCGAUGGAGGUGCUCCCAUCACAAAGUACAUUAUCGAGAAGAAGGACGUUAACAGUACCAAAUGGCAGAAGGCCAUGGAAACCGAUGGACCAGUCGCCAAGGCCAAGGUUCAGGAUCUGUUUGAAGGCACCACUUAUCAGUUCCGUGUGAAGGCCGUCAACAAAGGCGGACAAAGUCCGUACUCACCUUUGUCGGAUCCAGUUCUGGUGAAGGAUCGCUUUGCUCCACCAAGAAUCGAUCGUUCUACGCUCAAGAACAUGACACUGAAGGGAGGUCAAUCACUGCGUCUUGAUUGUAAGAUUAGUGGUGAACCAGCCCCGACCAAGUACUGGUUGCUGAACAAGGCUCGUGUCGAGAAGGACAACGCUGAAGUCCGGGUUGAAUUUGAAGACUACCGCGCCAAGCUGACGAUCGGAGCCGUAACUCGUGCACACAACGGCACCUACGAGAUCAAGGCUGAGAACUCAUCCGGCUUCGACGAGCAUCAGUUCACCGUUACUGUGUUGGACAAACCAACCGCUCCCGAAGGACCUCUCAAGGUUUCCAACGUUCACAAGGAAGGCUGUUCGCUCAAAUGGAACCCACCACUAGACGACGGCGGAGUGCCAAUCGAUCACUACAACGUGGAGAAGUUCGAUAAGGAAACCGGACGAUGGGUUCCUGUCGGACGCACUCCCGACACUCAUAUGGACGUCACCAACCUGGAACCAGGACAAGAAUACUUGUUCCGAGUGUCCGCCGUUAACGAUGAAGGCGUCUCGGAGCCACUGUCCACGGAACAGUUCAUGGUGGCCAAGAAUCCCUUCGACGAACCUGGAAAACCAGGCACACCGGAAGCCUACGAUUGGGACCGCAACUUUAUCGAACUCCGCUGGACUCCGCCGGUAUGCGAUGGUGGCUCUCCGAUCACCAAAUACAUCGUGGAGAAACGCGAGCACGGAACCAUCAAGUGGAUUAGGGCUGCCGAAGUCAUUGGCAACAAGUGCGAAGCCAAGGUUACGGAGCUGAACGAAGGCGAGGUGUACGAGUUCAAGGUUCGCGCCGUCAAUGAGGCUGGUCCCGGCGUUUGGAGCGACCACAGCAAACCGAUCACUGCCAAACCAAGGAAGCUGCCUCCGAAGAUCGAUCGUCGCAACUUGAAGAACCUCAGCGUGGCUAUCGGCGAGCCGUUCGGCUUUGAUGUCAAAAUUUCCGGUGAGCCCGCACCAGAUGUGGACUGGACGAUCAAUGAUCGCAUGGUCACAGUUACGACCACGCGUACCAUUGACAACGUGCCGUACAACAGCAAGUUUGCCAACUCGAAUCCGGAUCGUCGUGACUCUGGCAAAUACAUAAUUAAGGCAACCAAUAAGUUCGGUACCGAUCAAGUGGAAAUUACGGUGACUGUGAGAUCCAAACCAAGUGCACCGGAAGGCCCACUGGAGGUUAAGGAUAUGACAAAGGACAGCUGCAGACUGGAGUGGCAGAAACCGAAGGACGAUGGUGGUGUUCCGAUCGAUCACUACGUAAUCGAGAAGUUCGAUCCGGACAACGGUAUCUGGAUGACGGCCGGCAAGGUUGAGUGGCCUUUCACUGAGUUCCCGGUUGAGGGUCUGGUUCCUGGCCAUCGCUACAAAUUCCGUGUCAAGGCCGUCAACGCCGAAGGUGAAUCCGACCCGUUGGAGUCGGCUGGAACCUAUUUGGCGAAGGAUAGCUUCUCCGUUCCCGAUACGCCCAGCGCUCCGACGGUCGUUGAUUGGUCUGAGAACCACGCCGUACUCAAGUGGCCAGAACCAGACAAUGGUGGCAGUCCGAUUACCGGAUAUAUCAUCGAAAAGAAGGACAAGUACAGCCCAAUCUGGGAGAAAGCCUGCGAAACCACUUCUUCAACCCCAACCGCUACCGUCGGAGGAUUGGUUGAAGGAAACGAAUACCAGUUCCGUGUCAUUGCAGUCAAUAAGGCAGGACACUCGGAUCCAUCGGAUGCCAGUCGCACGUUCAUCGCCAAACCACGGUUCGCUCCACCGAAGAUUGACCGCAGAACGAUUCGGGAUAUUUCCAUAUCCGCUGGAUCGAUGCUCAAGUUUGACGUCCAUGUGUCCGGUGAGCCAGCACCCAAGUGUGAAUGGCGCAUCAACAAAGCAACCGUUUCCAGUGAUAGACGUCUCGAGAUCCUCAAUACGGAUUACAAUUCCAAAUUUAUUCUGCGCCCAGCCAACCGCAAUGAUUCUGGAGAUUACGAAAUCACUGCCACCAAUUCUUCCGGACGCGAUCAGGUUUGUGUCCAAGUGGUUGUUACUGACAAGCCAGGCACUCCCGAGGGUCCCCUCCAAGUAUCGGACGUCACAAAGGAGUCCUGCAAGUUGAAAUGGAAGCGACCACGCGACGAUGGUGGUUGCGACAUUGAAUACUACCAGAUCGAACGUUUCGAUGAGGACGCGAACGCAUGGGUUCCACAUGCUCGUAGCGUAGAAACCAAUGCUGACAUCAGUGGACUGCAAAAUGGAAAGAAAUACAAGUUCCGUGUCAGUGCAAUCAACGCUGAAGGAGAAUCCAAGCCUUUGGAACAAGUUGGAGACUUCAUUGCGAAGAAUCCGUUCGACGAACCAUCGCCUCCACAGAACUGCAAAGCAACCGAUUGGGGUCCAGACUUUGUCAAACUGGCCUGGUUGCCGCCGGUCAGUGACGGUGGAUCUCCGAUCACCGGCUAUGUCGUUGAAGUUAAGGACAAGUACGGAGAGUGGGAAAAGAAGAUGCAAGUUCCUGCCGAUGCUACCAAUGCUGAUGUUCCGGAUCUGAUGGAAGGACAGAAAUACGAAUUCCGUGUUCGUGCUGUCAACAAAGCUGGUCCAGGUGAUCCAAGCAACGCCACUCCGCCAAUCAUCUGCAAACCGAAGAAUCAACCACCGAAGAUCGACCGUACCAACCUGAUCGAUGUACGUAUCAAGGCGGGUAAUAAUGUGGUGUUCGACGUCAAGGUUACUGGAGAGCCUGUGCCGACGACUAGAUGGUUGCUAAACAAACGCGAAUUGAAACAGAACGAACGCUUCAAGAUUCAGGACUACGAAUACAACACCAAGAUAACCAUUCGUUCGGCCACACGUGGCGAGUCAGGAACCUACACGAUUGAGGCUGAAAAUGAAAAUGGCAAAGAUACGGCCAAUGUGUUCGUCACUGUUUUGGACGUUCCGAGCCCACCAGGAGGACCACUCAAGGUACAGGAGAUUACUGCCAAUGGAGCAAUCCUGGAAUGGCGUGCUCCGGAGGACGACGGUGGUCUACCGAUCGAUAACUAUAUCGUCGAAAAGCUGGACGAAGCUAAGGGAACUUGGGUGUACGCUGGUGACUCGGGCAGCAACAAGUGCAAGGCGGAAAUCGACGGUCUCAUCGAAGGACACUCGUACAAGUUCCGCGUCCGAGCCCAGAACAAAAUGGGCAAAUCCGAGCCACUGUCGAUGGCCAAUGCCGUGGUCGCAAAGAAUCCAUUCCGUGCUCCACAGCGUCCAGAGGACCUCGUCAUCACGGACUACGACAAGGAUUACGUCGAACUGGAAUGGAAGGCACCGGAAAACGACGGAGGAGCUCCGAUCACCGGCUACGUGGUUGAGAAGCUGAGCAAGUACUCGGGAGAUUGGGAAAAGUGCGCUGAAGUUGACGGUGACGCCGUCACGGCAAAGGUUCCCGAUCUUAUCGAAGGAACCGCCUAUCAAUUCCGUGUUAAGGCGAUCAACCGUGCUGGAGAAGGAGAAGCAAGUAAGCCGACAGACUCACAUAUCGCCCGCAGCAAGAACCAACCGCCGAAGAUCGAUCGUUACUCUCUUAACAAUGUUAAAAUCCGAGCGGGACUCACGUUCGAAUUCGAUGUUCCGGUUCAGGGUGAACCAGUCCCUGCUAAGGAAUGGACCCACAAGGACAAUAUGAUCAUCAACACGGAUCGCAUUAAGGUCGUUUACGAAGACUACAAAACCAAGCUGCGUGUUAUGGAUGUCAAGCGAGCCGACAGUGGAGUCUACACACUCACCGCCAAGAACAAGAACGGUAUUGACAUUGCUGAUGUGAAUGUGGUUGUGUUGGACGUCCCGGCCCCACCAGAGGGCCCCAUUCGUCACGAAAACCUGUCGAAGACUGGAGUCACGCUUAUGUGGCGUCCACCGAAAGACGAUGGUGGUUCGGAAAUUCUGCAUUAUGUCGUUGAAAAGUUGGACACUGAUCAACUGCGUUGGAUUCCGGUUGGAGAAACGAUUUCCACCAAGAUCCGUCCGGACAAUUUGAUCGAGGGUCACUCGUACCAGUUCCGUGUACGCGCCGUUAACAAACAGGGUGAAUCUAUUCCUUUGACCACUUCUCAACCGAUCACAGCCAAGGAUCCGUACGCCAAACCAGACAAACCUGGCAAACCGGUGGUUGUGGAUUGGAGCGAUAACUACGUAAGCUUGGAAUGGAGCAUACCCAAGAAGGACGGUGGAGCUCCGAUCACAAGCUACGUCGUGGAGAAGAAGCCUCGCUAUGGUGACUGGAAAUUCGCUGGAGAGUUCACUGAGCUGUUCAAGCCAUCUGCCAAGAUUACCGAUUUGGUCAAGGACGAGGAGUACGAGUUCCGUAUUUGCGCGGUCAACAAGGCUGGUGUCAGCGAUCCUAGCGAAUCAUCGGAUCCAGUGGUCUGCAAGUCUCGCUUCGUACCACCGCACUUCGAUAAGAAUGCUCUGAAGGAUCUGAUCGUUCCGGUGGGUAAGAAGAUCGCUUACAACGUAACGGUUGAAGCCUCACCGAAUGUGACGGCCGUUUGGAAGCGCGAUGGUGUCGUGAUUCCAGAAUCGCAGAGAGUUAUCCGCGAAGCGUACAACAAUGAGGUUUCCUUGGAAAUUCCAUUCUCCAUCCGUGAAGACUGCGGUAUGUACACGCUGAUUGUGAAGAACGAAUGUGGUGAGUACUCGGCUUCAGGACAUGUGACCGUUUUGGAUAAGCCAUCGCCACCGGAAGGACCACUCAGAAUUACCAACAUCACUACCGAAGGAUGCCAUCUGGAAUGGAAGCUGCCCAAGGACGAUGGUGGCAGCCCAAUCACGCACUACGUUAUCGAAAAGAUGGACAUGUCCCGUGGCACUUGGUCUGCUGCCGGUAUGAGCACCUCGCUGGUGAACGAAAUUUCUCGAUUGAUUCACAACAAGCGUUACUCGUUCAGAGUUAAGGCCGUGAACGAAAUUGGUGAAUCGGAACCUUUGGAUUCGUCCAAUCCAAUUGUGGCGAAGAAUGACUUCGAAGAGCCAUCACAACCACCAAAACCACAGGUUGUCGAUUGGGAUGCCAAUUCGGUCAGCUUGGAAUGGAAUGCACCCAAGUCCGAUGGCGGUGCUCCAAUCACCGAAUACAUUGUGCAGAAGAAGGAGAAGGACAGUCCAUACUGGAGUACCGCUGGACGUGUGCCCGGAAUUCAGCGCAAUCUCAAGGUUCCAGAUCUGGCCACCGAAACCGAAUGGGAGUUCCGUGUCAUUGCUGUUAACGCCGCUGGAGAAUCCGAACCAUCGGAUGCCUCGGAUGCUGUGCUUACGCGAUCGCGCUUCAUUGCCCCCAAGAUCGUUACUCCUCUGCGAGAUAUGGUCGUCAAGGCUGGUCUAAUCUUCCACUUGGAUGUGACCUUCACGGGAGAACCGGCACCGGAAGUUGUUUGGACGUUGAACGGAAAGCCUGUUGAAAGUGACAAGCGCACGACGAUGACCGCCGUUGGACACCACACCAUUGUGCAUACCGUGAACUGCAAUCGCGGCGAUUCUGGGGAAUACAAGCUGAAGAUCAGUAACUCGAGCGGAACCGACGAAGGAAGUCUGCGCCUGACUGUGCUGGACCGUCCAGAUCCACCAGAGGGUCCUAUGAACUACGAGGAAAUCACGGAGAAGAGUGUUACGAUCUCUUGGAAACCUCCCAAGGACAAUGGUGGUUCGGAAAUCACUGGAUAUGUGGUGGAAAAGAAGGAUCUUACCCAUGGAGGAGGAUGGGUACCGGCUGUGGCCUAUGUCAGUCCAAAGUACACCCACACUGUUGUGCCUCGCCUCAACAAGGGCAACAAGUACGAGUUCCGUGUUAUGGCCGAGAACCUUCAGGGACGCUCGGAUGGUUUGAUGAGCAAGCACCCAGUUGUAGCCAAGGAUCAGUUCGUCGCUCCUGGACCUCCCACGAAACCGGAUAUCACAGAUAGCAAUUAUGACUUUGUCACGCUCAGUUGGAAGCCUCCAAUCAGUGAUGGCGGUUCAAGAAUCAGUGGAUACAACAUUGAACGACGAGAUACGGCUACUGGAAGAUGGAUUCAGGCCAACAAGUACCCGGUUCCGAACAUCGAAUUCACAGAUACAGGAGUCAUCAAGGGCCAUCAGUACGACUAUCGUGUUUCGGCCGUCAAUGCUGCUGGACAGGGUCAACCUAGCGAUCCAUCAAGCAAGUGCUGGGCCAGACCAAUGCAACAGGCUCCCAAACUCAAUCUUGACAGUUUUGGCAAACGUACGAUCAAGGUGCGUGCUGGAGAACCAAUCAUCAUCACAAUUCCGUUGGUUGGCGCUCCGAUUCCGACUGUCGAAUGGUUCCGUAAUGGAGUUAAAGUACCGGAAACGUCUCGCACUACCAUCGAUACCAACAGCGAACAGACCGUGUUCCGUGUCGAGAAGAGUGAACGCAAGGAUUCGGACACCUACAAGAUCAAGGCGUCGAACCAAUACGGAGAAGAUACCCGCGAGUUUGAAGUCAUCGUCGUCGAUCGUCCACAACCACCACGAAAUGUGUUCGCCUUGGAAACCACCCAAGACACCGUUACCCUCAACUGGGAUCCACCAAAGGACGACGGUGGCUCGGAUAUCACCGGAUACAGUAUCGAGUACAAAGAAUUCCCAUCCGAUAACUGGAAGAUGGUCUACGGUACUGUUCCUCGAUGUGCGCAUACUAUCAAGCAUCUGACCGAGAACCAUGAGUACAUCUUCCGUGUCCGUGCCGAGAACAUUUACGGAGCAUCGGAUCCAACCGAAAGCAAAACCAUUUCGCCGAAGAGCCCUGACCCACCACAGGCCGUCGAUAAACCAGCGAUCGAAGAUUACACUCCGAGCUCGUGUACUAUUUCUUGGAAGCCUCCGCGAGUGCAAACUCGCCCUGUCGUUGGCUACAUCGUCGAGAAACGUGAACGUGGUACUGGCGAUUGGGUGCAGGUUAACAACUACCCAACUGUCAACACUACUUAUACCAUCCCGGAUCUGAUGGAAGGCUUCCGCUACGAAUUCCGUGUGAAGUCCGUCAACGACGUUGGAGUCAGCAAACCAAGUGAACCGACCGAUCCAAUCACCGCCCAAUACCAACGCAAACGGCCGAAUCAACCCGAUCCACCGUCGAUCGAUAAGAUCUCCCGCAACAAUGUCACCCUGUCGUGGCGUACGCUACGUAAGGAUGCCAAGGAAAAGAUCAAGGGCUAUUUAAUCCAGUAUCGUGUCAAGGAUGAAGAAAACUGGAAGGACUCCAACAGCUUGGCUGAUUUGUGCAGCGACCAAUCGUACCGCGUCGAAAACUUGGAAGAGAACAAGGAAUACCAGUUCCGAUUGAUUGCCGUCAACGAUAUCGGUUCGUCAGAUCCAUCGCGUCCAAGUAUCUCGGUCACUCUACAGGAACAGCCCAACAAACCAAUGAUGGACCUGCGCAACGUUCGGGACAUUACAGUCCGUGCAGGAGAAGACUUCAACAUUCAUAUCCCGUACACGGCUUUCCCGAAACCGGUCGCCACUUGGUUCGCCAACGACGACCAGCUGGAUGACUCCGAUUCUCGUGUCCAUCAACAACUUACCGAUGAAGCCGCUAUCAUGGUCGUCACCAACAGCAAACGCUCCGAUUCUAAGCAGUACCGUCUGAUGCUCAAGAAUCCAUCUGGCUACGACAUCGGAACUUGCAACGUCAAGGUUCUGGACAAACCAUCCAAACCGGAAAACAUUGCCGUCGAAUCGUACGGUGGCGAACAUUUGACAUUGUGCUGGAACACUCCUCUGGACGAUGGUGGCUCUCCUGUCACCAACUACGUCGUCGAACGGAAGGAAAAGAACGCUUCCAGCUGGACCAAGGUCAGCAGCUACUGUACGACCACCUAUCUCAAGAUACGCAACCUGCGCGUCAACCAGCAGUACGAAUUCCGCGUCUACGCCGAAAACAAGUACGGUAUGUCAGAGCCGGCUCAAUCCGACACCAUCAUUGCCAAGCAUCCGUUCGAUGUUCCAACGCAACCUGGAACUCCGACCCGUGUCGAGACCACCGAAGACUCCGUCACCAUUACUUGGGCCAAACCAGCCAGCAACGGAGGCUCACCGAUCACGCACUACAUCGUCGAGAAGCGACCGGCUGCCGAAGGCACCUGGACCAAGGUUCAACAGGGCACGCUCAAGGAUCUCAUGUGCAAGGUAUCGGGACUCAGCGAGAAUCGCGAAUACAUCUUCCGCGUUGCUGCAGUCAAUGCGGCAGGACAGUCUCCGUUCAGUUCUGCGUCAGACCCGAUCAUGGUCACGGCUGCCUUCUCCGCUCCGAAGAUCACCUCGGACAUUGGAAUGCGCGACAUUCUGGUCAUUGCUCGCGAUCCGUUCAAGAUCAUUGUUCCGUUCUCAGCCUCACCACGACCCGAUGCAUUCUGGUUGGUUAAUGGCAACGAGGUGUCGAGAAACGAAAGGAUCGAACUGCAAGUCACCGAUACGGAAGCCGUCUUCAAGAACGACAACUCGAAACGCUUGGACAGUGGCAGCUACACUAUCCAUUUGGUCAAUUGCGUUGGCAAGGAUACUGCUUCGUGCCGCGUGUUGGUGGUUGACAAACCAACACCUCCGAUUGGACCGCUUGAAGUUUCGGAAAUUACUCCCGAGUCAUGUACGCUGUCCUGGAAGGUCCCUCUGGACGAUGGUGGCAGUCCGAUUACGAACUACAUCGUCGAACGUUACGAACCACUGGGAUACUGGACCAAGGCAAGCAGUUUCGUCCGAUCAACCCACUACGACAACAUGGGUAUGGAAAAUAACAAACAGUACAGCUUCCGGGUUCGUGCCGAGAAUCAGUACGGCAUCAGCGAUCCACUUAUCUUGGAAGAACCGAUCAUUGCUCGGUAUCCGUUCACGGUGCCAGAUCCACCGAAUCCACCACGUGUGUCCGAUUGGGAUACGAGCUACGUUACCGUCACCUGGGAACGACCGCUCAUGGAUGGUGGAUCUCGUAUUCAGGGCUAUCGCUUCGAGUACCGCGACGUUACCGACAGCACCUGGAUUGUGUGCAACUUCCUCAUCAAGGACACCAGCUACCAGGUGUACAAUCUUAUGCCGGGCAGAGAAUACGAGUUCCGUGUCCGUGCCCAGAACGCUGCUGGUGUGAGCAAACCGUCAGCAUCGUCGAAACGGUUCAAGAUUCAUGGAAAGGUCACGCCACCUUCGGCACCAGGAGCCCCGGCCAUCGUUAAGGUUGGCAAGAGCUUCGUCGAUCUCAGCUGGACUCCACCGGCGAGCGAUGGUGGUUCGAGGAUCACCGGCUACUAUGUGGAGCGUCGCGACAUUGGAGGAGCACGCUGGGUUAAAUGUAACGAGUCGAAUAUUCCUGUUACGGAGCUUACAGUUACGAACCUCAUUGAGGGUGGAGUUUACGAAUUCCGUGUUUACGCUGUCAACAAUUAUGGAGUUUCACCACCUUCAGUUGAAACUCGAUCGGUUCGCAUUGGUGAACAGUUGGAUACCGAGAAACCGGAAUGGGUCAAGAGGUUGAAGUUCAGCUUGGUACCGCUUGGAAAAUCUGUGCAACUGACUUGCGAGGCUCACGGAAAGCCGGAACCAACCUGCAGGUGGUUGCGCAAUGGACGAGAAAUUACGCACGGUGGACAAUUUGCUCUGGAAAGCAAGAACGGUGUAUUCUCGUUGCACAUCUCGAAUGUUACAUACCGUGACGAAGGCGAUUACACUUGCGAGGCUAUCAACUUUGUCGGUUCGGUCCACACUACGGCUGCUGUUAAGAUUGGAGUUCCACCAAAAUUGGUCAAUAUUCCAUCGGAUGUGUACCUGAUUAAGGGAGAUAACGCCAAGAUUAAGCUUGGCUUCAGCGGAGACCAACCAAUGGAAGUUAACAUUUCCAAGGAUCGUGAGAAGCUCAUCGAAACCGAACACAUCAAAUACACAGUCUUCGAUGACUACGCAGUUAUUUACAUCCGUGAUGUCGAAGAUGCCGAUAAGGGAGUGUAUUUGGUUAACUUCAAGAAUGACAGUGGAAGUGUAUCGUGCAAUGUAAAUGUUCAUGUCACUGGAUUGCCUGGACCACCGACGGGACCGCUACUGAUCAGUCACGUUACGAAGAACAUGUGCACCGUUUCGUGGAAGCCUCCGAAGUAUGAUGGAGGUCGCAAGAUCACGCAUUACGUCGUUGAGCGUCGCGAUAUCAAAUCGCAGCACUGGCUAAUCGUUUCGAACUACAUUAAGGAAACACAGUUGAUCAUCAAGGGAUUGAUCGAGUUCUCGGAAUAUCUCUUCCGUGUGUCGGCCGUUAACGAGAACGGAAUGGGUGCUCCAUUGGAAGGAUCCGAUCCGAUCAAGGCACGCGGACCAUACGAUCUGCCUUCGCCACCUGGCAUUCCAAUCAUCCACGAGGUUGGAGGUGACUUCGUCAAUUUGGAAUGGGAGAAACCAUUCUCGGAUGGUGGCACUCGCAUUUUGGGAUACUGGAUCGAGAAACGCGAACAAGGAACGGAUACCUGGCAGCGCGUCAAUACCGUGUCCUGCUCUAUUUGCACGAUCAACUGCCCGAAUCUUGUCGAAGGUCGAUUCUACGAGUUCCGUGUUGCCGCUCAGAACGAAGUCGGCUGCUCGGAAUUCUCGAAGGCUUCGCAACUGGUGAAGGCCGAAGAUCCGGAUGUAUGCAAGCCACCAGAGGUCGUCAAGCCACUGAACACACUGACCUGCGUACAGAACAGAAACGUCGAGUUUGUGUGCAAAAUCACCGGAGUUCCGCGUCCGAAGAUCACAUGGCACAAGGGUGCCCGCGAAAUAUGCUCCGGAUCUCGGUACUACAUGUACAGCGACGGAGACAUGCACCAUCUGGCUAUCAACGACGUAUUUGGCGAGGAUGCCGAUGAGUACACUUGUCGUGCGAUCAACAAGGGUGGAGUCAAGUCCACCAAGGCCUCACUCAUCAUCAAAUCCCCACCGAAGCUCAACGUUCCACCACGAUUCCGCGAUACUGCCUUCUUCGACAACGGCGAAAACAUCGAAAUCAAGAUUCCGUUCACUGGCUUCCCCAAACCACGUUGUCACUGGACCCUCAAGGGAGAACAGAUCGAAUCUGGCAGCCACUAUCACAUUGAGACUCGUGAACGUCACACUGUGUUGACCAUUCGCGAUGGAUCGCAGCUGGAUUCGGGUACCUACACGAUCACAAUCGAGAACGAGCUGGGACAGGACACCGCCGAUAUCAAGAUUCAGAUCAGCGAUUGUCCAGACAAGCCAAGGAACCUCACUGUGGACCAAAUUGGAUUGGAUCAUGUCACACUCAGCUGGUUGCCACCAUCUUGGGACGGAGGCGCAAGCAUUACGAACUACAUUGUGGAGAAACGAGAAGUGCCACUGUCUACAUGGAUCCGGGCCGGAACAACUCGCUUCAAUCAGCUCAUCAUCCCGCAUCUCUCGCCCGGACAUCAGUACGAGUUCCGCGCGUUUGCUGAGAAUGUGUACGGAAGAUCGGAGCCAUCUGAUCAGACUGAACUGGUUAGCCUGAAGGACCUGGGUAUCAAGCCUGCCAAGCGUGUCAAGUACGAACUGGACGAAAACGGCAAACCGAAGCGUCAAGGCAAGCGAGAACCAAUCUCGGACUACGACUCCUACGUGUUCGACAUCUACAGCAAAUACCAUCCGAAGCCAGUGGAGAUCUCGAACAAGAGUGUAUACGAUCUGUAUGAGAUUCUGGAAGAAAUUGGAACGGGUGCAUUCGGUGUGGUCCAUCGUUGCCGUGAACGUAAGACUGGAAAUGUCUUCGCCGCCAAGUUCAUUCCAGUGUCACAGAAUUCGGAACGCAAUUUGAUUCGCAAAGAAAUUGAUAUCAUGAACCAGUUGCAUCACCGUAAGUUGAUCCACCUGCACGAUGCUUUUGAAGACGACGAUGAAUUUGUUCUGAUCUAUGAGUUCUUGUCGGGAGGUGAGCUGUUCGAGAGAAUUACCACCGAAGGUUACCGCAUGUGCGAACAGGAAAUCAUCGAGUACAUGAAACAGAUCUGUGAAGCCGUCAAAUACAUGCACGAGAAGAACAUUAUACAUCUGGAUAUCAAGCCGGAGAAUGUGAUGUGCCAGACCAGAAAUAGCAACCAGGUGAAAUUGAUUGACUUCGGACUGGCAACGCGUUUGAAUCCUAACGAGAUGGUCAAGAUCUCGACCGGCACAGCCGAGUUUGCCGCUCCCGAAAUUGUCGAACGAGAACCGGUUGGUUUCUACACGGACAUGUGGGCCGUUGGUGUGUUGGCAUAUGUGCUGAUCAGUGGUUUAUCGCCGUUUGCUGGUGAGACUGACAUUGAUACUUUGAAGAACAUCAAACAGGGAACAUGGGAGUUUGACGAAGUCGCGUUCAAGGACGUGUCAGAGGAAUGUAAGGACUUCAUCCGUCGCUUAUUGAUAAAGAAUACCGAGAAGCGUAUGACCGCUCACGAG